AUGGGUUUACAAGCGGUCUACGAGAAAUUUCUCCAGAGUCCUACACCUGCGGCUUUGGCAGACAAUGCAACGUUGCAAUAUGUGACCACCCUCACCAGCUUUGCAGGAGGCAGCAGGAUAAUUCAGCAUUUGCAUGAACAGGGUCAGAAUGUGGUUAGGAAGAAGAGCGAAAACCCCAUCAGUGGAGUGGAGGGUUUGACUGCAGUUGCACUCGUUGUCGAGACUACUCUGGUCUUCGUCUCGAGUGGAGGAGCAUAUUUGCCUGGUCUCGACACCUUUAUCAUUGACAAAGUUGCUGUUCUACCGAUAACACACUUCGUACACUUCAACCAGGACGACAAGAUUACUCAGAUACGGCUUAGUUGGGAUCAAGGGGAUUUGCUCAAGCAGGCCGAGGUCAUUGGUACAAGAGGGAGGAACUGGCCUGUUUAUGAUGGCAAAGAGCAGAUCAAGAUGGUUACUGCCAGCACAAGUACAGCUAACGCGGUCAACCCAGCCCCAACCCUGAGUCCACGAGGAAGAGAUAAUAGAUCUACAAAUGGUAAUGACCGCAGUACCAGCCCAACCAAGAAGUACAUUCGAGACCCGCACGCCAGCCUUGAUCUGUCAAAGGUCCCGGAAGAGGAUCGGUAUUCUGCCCCGAAUCCAGUGGCUCCUCGAGAAUCACAUAAACCACCCCCACGAGAGAUGAGUGACUUGUUUGCUGCCGGACACGAGGACUACCAACCGACUGGUCUCAGUGGUUCUCCGAAGAAGGUCGUCAAGAGUAAUGUUGUAGCUCCGAAAGGUGCAGGCCACCAGAAGUAUCAGCAGUCUCGUAUCUUCGACGAAGAUGAAGCACCUUCAAAGGAACCAAAAAUAUAUAAAACCAAUCCUGCACGGUACAAUCACUUCGAUAUUGGUGAUGCUAACGAUAACGACCAUUUCCAGCAUCGGGACGAAAACACAAAGCCACGAGAUAUCCCAAUUCGUUCUGAUAUGCCCGGUCGCUCUAUCAAGAAAGGUCAGCAUGUCCCACAGUGGGAUUUCGAAGAUUUUGUUACACCAGAGAAGGUGAAGCAGAAGACCAGAGAUCAAGAUGUUGUUCACUUCAGCUAUGGGGAUGAGCAACCUCAGGCUGACUCUCAAACCCAGCAACCUGGAAAAGCUCGUAAGGAUGCAGAGGCUCACUUCGAGUUCCAAGACAACGGUACCCCUGUCUACCAACCGAAUGUGCCAAAGCCCCGAAAGGAUGCCAAUGCGCACUUCGACUUUACAGAUGAGCCAACACCAGGUCCAAGGAGGAUUAUUGCGAGGACAGAAGCCGCAAACAAGCUGUAUGCUGACCCCGUAUUUCCUGAUGAAGAAGAAGAGCAGCGACCACUCGCUACCAAGUCGCAGAACACACGCACGAAUGUCGCCAGUCGAUGGCAAGAGAGUGACGACAGUAUUACACAGAAGCAACAAACGGCUCGGGGAGGUGGCCCGCGUGGUCGUCGUGAUGCAGACAAGAGCUUUUGGGACUUCUAA
Molecule: messenger RNA, 1509 nt
Organism: Lithohypha guttulata
Lineage: Eukaryota; Fungi; Ascomycota; Eurotiomycetes; Chaetothyriales; Trichomeriaceae
Exons: 2
Coding region: 1-1509 (502 amino acids)
Source: RefSeq, a predicted model, not a curated record